AUGCACCUCUUGCAAAGGGCAGUAGACAAGGAUGUCAAUCUCCAGACUCAUACGCCUGUUCUGUCUCUCUCUCCUGCCGAGUCUGGCUCGGGGUAUACACUACAAACACCCCGGGGCACCCUGACAGCUAAGAAACUCAUCCUGGCAACGAACAGCUACACAGCAUCUCUCAUCCCACGGUACAGAGAUAGCAUCGUUCCUGUUCGCGGGACAUGCGGCCGGAUUGUCAUCCCCCCUUCUGCAUCCUCUCGAUCUGCAUCUGACUAUAUCCUCCCGCCGAAGCUGACAACCUCCUACAUGAUCCGGCACAACACCGUAAACUACGACUACCUGUCCCUCGAAGCGACGGAUGAUAGCGUUGUCCUUGAUGCUGCAAAAAGGUAUUUUGACGGGUAUAUGCAGAAACAUUUUGUCGGUUGGGAGAGUUCUAGGGCAGUGACGGAAAUUGUUUGGACAGGCAGUAUGAUCCCCACCCCUUCAGGCUUGGAGUUUCAGGAGGCGAAGAAGCUAAUGGGAUAUUCAUCUGAUAAUCUCCCACACCUCGGCCGUGUUCCCGGGGAGCAAAAUCAGUGGAUUCUUGCAGGCUUGACGGGCCAUGGAAUGCCUCAGGUUUUCCUGGCUGCAGAGGGGGUUGCGAGGAUGGUGGUGCAGGGUGCUCAGUAUACGGAGACUGGACUGCCAAGUUUGUUUGAGACGAGCGAACAGCGGUUGGAGAGGGAGAGGCAAAAGGAACGGGCCAUGAACGAGACGAAUGGGCUCGUCUCGAAGCUAUAA
Aspergillus nidulans FGSC A4 is the source of this 774-nucleotide messenger RNA. RefSeq names its product NAD(P)/FAD-dependent oxidoreductase. Lineage: Eukaryota; Fungi; Ascomycota; Eurotiomycetes; Eurotiales; Aspergillaceae. Bases 1 to 774 code for a protein of 257 amino acids. The transcript has 3 exons. The record is from RefSeq and is a predicted model, not a curated record.